UGUAGGUAGCUAUGAGGAAUCAUAACAAUGAAAAUAUAAAUUAUGUUUUGUAUCCUGUUAGAAGAUUUAUAAAUUAUGUUUCCAAUCCUUUUAGAAAAAGGUAUAAAUUGUGUUUCUAAUGGGGUAACUUGGAGAUAUGUGUGUGGGAAAGUAAUGGUUGAAGCUGCCACUGCUUCAAAUUGGUUGUUAUCCUUCAACCCGUGCUUCUUUCCAUGAACGGGAUGGAGACCAAAUUAAUUAUGAUAUUGCUGCUUCUGAUAUGCAUAUGUUUACAGUGCUUGGGAGCUUCUGGAUUGACAGCAAGAGAAGAUGUCGUGAUCCUCAUGGUAUUGAAGUCAGAAUGGCAAAAUACACCCCCAAACUGGAUUGGUGCAGAUCCCUGUGGUUCCAUGUGGAAUGGAGUCAACUGCACGGGUCCCCAUGUUACUUCAUUGAACCUAUCAAAUAUGAAUCUCAGUGGAACUCUUCCAAGCGAUAUAGGUUCUCUCAUUGGCCUACGGUCUAUUGACAUUUCCUACAAUAAAGGGAUCAAAGGAGAGAUUCCAAGUAGCAUUGGAUAUUUAAUCAAUCUGGAGUUCUUCCUAGCUAUCGGUUGUGGUCUUACUGGACAGAUCCCAUAUGAAUUGGGCAACCUGAAACGCCUUUCUUUUCUAGCAUUGAAUUCAAACAAGUUAAGUGGACAUAUUCCCCCUUCUCUGGGUGGUCUUGGAAAUCUGUACUGGCUCGACCUUAGCGACAAUGAUCUCAUUGGCAAGCUUCCAGUUUCAAACAGCCAUGAAUCUGGAUUGGACAAGCUUUUUAAUGCCAAACAUUUCCAUUUAGGUAAAAAUCAACUAACAGGGCCCAUUCCACCAGAGAUAUUUCAUUGCAGGAUGCAGCUCAUACAUUUACUAUUUGACAACAAUAAUUUGGAAGGAAAGAUCCCUUCUACCCUGGGACUGGUAAACACCCUCGAGAUUGUAAGGCUUGAUCGAAACUCUUUGACCAGCGCAGUUCCGUCAGAAAUUAGCAACCUGACAAAUCUUUUUGAACUGCAUCUAUCAAAUAAUAAAUUGGAAGGGCCAAUACCCGACUUGUCUGGGAUGAUUCGACUUCAGUAUGUUGAUUUGAGCAACAAUUCGUUCUAUCCCUCCGAAGCACCAGACUGGUUCACAACUUUGCCACGGCUAAGGGAUCUGGUAAUGGAAAAUACAGGAUUGACUGGCCAGUUGCCGACUGAGCUUUUUGACUUGCCUGCUAUAGAGACAGUGAGGCUUAAUAACAAUGAUUUCAAUGGCACGUUAAAGGUUGACAACAACGCCAAGGGACACCUGCAAAUUAUAGAUCUAGAAAACAAUAAAAUAACAUGGGCUACACAGCCAAACAACAUUAGUUUAUUGCUUUUGGGGAAUCCAGCUUGUGACAGUGAGGCUGGCCUUUCAAGCAGCAACUUAUGUCGUAGUACGAGUGCCCUUCCAGGAUCAUAUACAACAAAUAUGGGAGUUUGUCUAGGACGAACAUGUUCUGGAGAUUUAAAGCCGAAUCCUCGGACCUGUCACUGCCAAGUUCCUUAUCAGGGAGACUUAAUAUUUAUAUCUCCUUCAUUUUCAGAGUUAUCUAAUGCAUCAAGAUUCAAGGAGUUGGAAGAAUCCCUAAUGGUGCAAGUGUUUUUGGACUCCGUAUUCAUUUGCUGCCUUAGUUUUGACAACAACAACUAUCUGAACAUGAAAGUGCAGUUUUUCCCAUCAGAGAACAAGUAUUUUGAGAGAAUGGAAAUAGUUAGGAUAGGGUCCACUCUUAGCAAUCAAAUUUAUAAGGCUCCUAGAGAAUUUGGUCCUUAUUAUUUUAUGGGAAAUUCAUAUCCCUUCAAAGAUGCUUCAGAAUCCGGAUCAGGGAAAUUAAGCAAACCAGUAAUAAUUGGCAUCUCAGUGGGCAGCUUUGUUAUGGCUUUUGCAAUUCUUACUCUCGGGCUCUAUGCAUUACAUCAAAAAUACAAAGCUACAAAGGCAAUUGAAUUGAGCAACCACUUUGCAUGGAACCCUAACAAUAAAAAUAGUGAGACAAUCCCAACCUUGAAUGGUGCAAGAUGGUUUUCUUUGUCAGAGUUGAAACAUGCUACAAAUAAAUUCUCCGAGAACAAUGUUAUCGGUUCAGGAGGAUGUGGGAAGGUUUACAAAGGUGAAUUAUCCAAUGGGGGUGGAACAGUAGCAAUCAAAAGGUUCCAAUUACAGGGAUUCUCACAAGAUGGAGUGGAAAUAAAGAACGAGAUAGAAGUCUUGUCUAGAGUCCAUCACAGAAACCUUGUAGCGUUGAUGGGUUUUUGCCUGGAGAAAGGGGAGCAGAUGCUCGUGUACGAAUAUAUCUCGAAUGGAACUCUCAGAGAAAAUCUAUGUGGGAGGGGGGAUAUUCACAUGAACUGGAAGACAAGGGUUCGUAUAGCUCUUGAGACAGCAAGAGGGUUGGCUUACCUGCACAACCAUGCAAACCCACCCAUAAUCCACAGGGACGUCAAGUCAACUAACAUAUUGCUGAAUGAGGAUCUCACUGCUAAAGUAGCAGAUUUUGGUCUGUCCAAAUUCAUUGCAGAUGGAGGCAAACAACGACCCGGUAAAGGCCAUGUGUCGACUAAAGUGAAAGGGACACUGGGCUACCUUGACCCAGAAUACUAUAUGUCCAACCAUUUGACGGACAAGAGUGAUGUGUAUAGUUUUGGCGUAGUGAUGUUGGAGUUACUUACAGCCCGCCAACCUAUUGAAGAAGGAAAAUACAUAGUCCGUGAAGUGAGGAGAGUUAUCAAUAAUGGUGGAAUCAACGCCCUGCAGAAACAGAUAUUAGAUCCCUUUUUGAGUGACUCAGAUAAGCUAGGACUUGAAAAUUUUGUGAAUCUGGCAUUAAGUUGUGUUGAGGAAUUAACUGCCCAUCGACCGGCCAUGAGCGAUGUGGUGAAACAACUGGAAUGCAUUGUGGAAGAACGAAGCCUUAGUGGCUCGGCAUGCGUGGAAAUCAAAGAGUCCUCAUAUCAUUCACCCAUUGAUCGAGAUGUCAGUUCUGAGUAUGCCAUGUUUCAUUACAGUGGGCCAUAUAUUGUGCCUACCACUAUUGAGCCCCAUUAGCCCAUUGUGAAUUACUUCAAAUCAUGAGAUGCAAGAAGAUGAAGAAUAUAUGUCUUGUUUUGGUGGGAUCAGAGAUCCAGACUGAUAUAUUUAUUAAUGUCCAGAGGUAUUUUCAAUGAUGAUAAGGGAUGGGAUGUAAUAGUUGAG
Molecule: messenger RNA, 3239 nt
Organism: Cryptomeria japonica (Japanese cedar)
Lineage: Eukaryota; Viridiplantae; Streptophyta; Pinopsida; Cupressales; Cupressaceae
Product: leucine-rich repeat receptor protein kinase HPCA1
Exons: 19
Coding region: 213-3092 (959 amino acids)
Biological process (GO): protein phosphorylation
Molecular function (GO): protein kinase activity; ATP binding; protein binding
Source: RefSeq, a predicted model, not a curated record